AAUCUGAUCUGAAAAUUCCCUUCCAGAUAGUUAUAAAAUCUAUAGUUAGUUGUCGACAAAAAUGGUUUUGAUUGUGUAAGAGAGUAAUGCUGUAAGUUUAUACUCAUUUGUCUCGAAAUAAAAAUACUUUCAGAUAUAAUAGGGUAAGAGAUACAUACCAGAAGACAUCAGAAGACGAUCAAAGAUGAUUGAAAUUGAAGAUGUGACAGAAGAUGAAAGAAAAGCAAUUGAAGAAUUUAAACACAAAAUGGAAUCUGAAAUAACGCCCUUUCUACGUCAAGAUAAAUCGCUGUGGUAUCGGUUUUUAAAAGCUAGAGACUUUGAUCUGAAAAAAGCGGAAAUCAUGUUACGAAAGCAUAUGUCUGAUGUUAAGAAAUUUCAAAUUGAUGAGGUGUCCAUAAGUUAUGAUCCACCUGAAGGCAUUUAUGAUUAUAUAGAUUUCAAAUGUUUUGGAUUUGAUAAAGACGGAUGUCCGGCUCAUUAUAAUUGCAUGGGAGGAACAGAUCUUAAAGGUAUUCUUUCCGCCUAUACAAUAUUACAAAUUUAUCAUUGUGUAAAUCGGUAUUUGCAGGAAAGUCUUAAAAUGCUAACAGAACAAAGCAAAAAACUUGGCAAAGUGCUAACUCAGUUUGUAUUCAUAUUCGAUAUGAAAGGUUUUAGUUUAUAUCAGGCCUCAAACAAGGAAGCUCUUGAAGCAAUGUAUGAAGGUUUCAAAUUAUUCCAAGACAAUUAUCCAGAAAGAAUUAAGGCUAUUUAUGUUUUAAAUGCUUCUCUGUAUUUUAAUAUUGCAUUUAAUAUCAUUAAGGCGAUUCUUUCAAGAGCUGUCAUGAACAAAAUUUUUAUCUUUGGUGAAGAGGGAUAUAAAGAAGCUCUUUUAGAACAAUUUGACGCCGAUGUUUUACCCGCUUUCCUGGGAGGAAAUAGAACAGAUCCUGAUGGUAAUCCCAACUGUAACACAUUUAUUAUUCAUGACGGAAAAGUUCCUACAGAGAUGUAUCGGAAAAACCGUAAAAGCAAAAAAGCACUUGCUAAUCUUGAUGGAGUAAAGAAACUGUCACUAAGUCGAUCUUCAUAUUCCGAAAUUCUUAUUAACAUUCUCGAAGAAGAUUCGCAAAUUGAAUGGCGAUUCGAAAUUGAAGCAAGGGAUAUAGGUUUCGGUCUAUUUUACAGAGACAAUUCUACAGUCGAAACAGUUUUAGAAGAGUUGAUUCCAUUAGAAAAAGUUGAUACUGUACUAGCACCUGAAACAGGUCUAUACCAAUGCCGAAAAAUUGGAACAUAUGUUAUUUUGUUUGAUAAUUCUUACAGUUGGAUACGUCCAAAAGAACUGUACUACACAAUUCGUAUCUUGAAGCCUAAUAAGGAACGAUAUGAUAAUCUUUAAAUGUACUUUUAUA
Molecule: messenger RNA, 1397 nt
Organism: Parasteatoda tepidariorum (common house spider)
Lineage: Eukaryota; Metazoa; Arthropoda; Arachnida; Araneae; Theridiidae
Source: RefSeq, a predicted model, not a curated record